Messenger RNA from Leishmania mexicana MHOM/GT/2001/U1103, 4413 nucleotides. RefSeq lists its product as hypothetical. The record is from RefSeq and is a predicted model, not a curated record. The transcript has a single exon. Lineage: Eukaryota; Euglenozoa; Kinetoplastea; Trypanosomatida; Trypanosomatidae. The coding region runs from base 1 to 4413 and encodes 1470 amino acids.
AUGCCGUCCGAUGUGGACCCGUCCUUCGCUGGCCAGCCGCCACCCUCGCGCUUGGUGUCGCCUCCCAUAGGCGACAAGAGCACUGGACCUGCGCUGCCCCCCCAGGCUAAUGUCACCAAGAACGCUCCGCCGAAGAAUUCGAUUCCCAUGAAGCAUGUGACGCGUGUGAGGCUGAACCCGACGACGCGCGUCGCCUCGGUGCCAGUGUCGCCGGUGCCGCCGCUCGCAGGCAUGCCCCCGGGCAGUGGCUUUCGGGACAGCUUCGUGCCGCGCGCCGCGACGACCGCGCCUACCUCUGCGCCACAGACCCACAGUGAUGAUCACCAGGUGGUUGAGGCCAUGCAAGCAGCCUAUCAGAAGACGGAGGUUCACCUCAAGGCCAUCGAGGCAAAGCUGAAUCUCCUGCACAAAGAGAUUCAGCGAACGGCAUCACCGGCGACGUCGCGCGAGCUACCGACGGAAGCGCUGGGCAACAACUCGACAGCCGAGAGUGUGCUCGGCUCUCUCGUCCCCAUCGCGACAACCGGUGCGCCAGGCAGCAAGGCCGCGGCUAAUCAUCAUCUGCAGCCGAUUCCGUCUGCAAUGGCGACGCCACUCCCACCCGUCCCACUGACGUCGGCGUCGACGUCGACCGUGGUAGCGAAGCCGAAAACAUCCGCUGCCACGUCGGCUGUCGUGGAAUCCUCCGCCACUGCUGCAGCUGCUACACCAGCCACCGCUAAAGCUAACCGGCAACAUAGCCCACUGGACCUUCACUUCGUUGACCACGCUGACAUACUCGACAGCCCCAACGCUAGCAUCGGCAGCGACUCGUCUUCGAACGACUCUAGCGAUAGCAGCAGUGAUGCAGGUCACACGUUACCGAAUGCUGCGCGGCACAGCGCCGGAAAGCCAGCGUUCUCACCUGCCCAGACGCCAGCUGCGGCUACAGACCACAGCGAGCCCAGCAACAGGACAGCGGCUCAGGUGCGGCAGAGAGUAGACCUCAAGGAUGUCUCGCAUGCGAACGCGUGCUCCUCGGCUGUCGCCGCCAGUGAUCGCCGGGCGAUGAGGUUUAGGGAGGGGGGUGAAAGAUCGAGGACAGCACACUCCUUUCCUGCUUCGCUGUCGUCGGCCACGCCGCCAGCCGACAGGGGCUCUACCUGGGGCACCGGCGAGAGAGGCGAGGUGGUGGCAGUGGGUCGUGAGUUUCGCCAAUUCUCCAGCCAGGCGAGCACGCUGACGGAUGCGAAGGUGUGCUUCUCUCUUGGAGAGUCUGGCAACCACGCGGUCGACAACGCCCAGGCGGUCGACAGACUCGGUGGCGUUUCACGCCGCCAAGCUAACGUCGUGAAGCACGUCCGAGAGAGGUUCUUCGCGCCGAUCCCACGCUUCGACGAUGUGCUUCCGCGCAACAAGGCGGGUCUGUUCAACAAACGCGACAUCGAGAAGCUAUUGCUACCCGGCGCGCCAUGCUCGUGGCUGUGCUGUGCGUCGCUGGCCAUUAGCUACGUGUCGAGGGUGCCGACGCCCGUGGAGAAGGUGCUGCGUGCAAACCGCAUGGGUGUGCACUACAUCUCCUUGCCUACCAUCACGCUGGCGGAGCUCUUCGACGUCGUGAGCGACUACAUCCACGUCUGCUACCACCGCACCGCGGUGCAUAAGAGCAGUUGUACGGAGGACGAGUUCGAGGACGACGCGGAGGCGUCGCGGUGUCUGAGCGAGGAUGAACUGAGGCAGCUGGCGCACAUACACUGCGAAAUGGCCACCUUCGACAAGGAAGUGCUAGACCCGGAGUUUGGCGAGGACAUGCAGGGGAUGGGCGAGCACCCGCCCAUCAUGAACCCCACACAGCUCCGCAAGGAGCUGCUGCUGCACCUGGGGGAGGAGAAGUCGAUGUACAUUUUCUACUACAACCCAUACGUGCUGGAGCAGGCCCAGCUGCGGCUGCGCAGCAACCAGUGCGACACCGAGGAGGAGGCGGCCGCGGUCAUGGCAACCGCCCGCUUUUCCGCCAACGUGGCCGGCCUGUUCGGCAUUCUGCUGGACUUUAACUCCGUGAGUCACGAGGUGAAGUUGUUGACACCGUACCUUUCUGCGGAGGAGCACCCGCUGCACUUCAAGGACGACGAGGGCGAGGAGGGGGUCCACGCGCGGCACGACGUUCGCCGUUUCGCCAGCACCUUUUCGAACCUCGUGGUGGAGGAACAACUGGUGAGCCUGCACGCACUCUACGAGUCGGUUCAGCAGUCGGACAAGUACUUGGGCCUCUCGCGUGGUUAUGUGCGCGUCUUCAUGAGCGAGUCUUUCCCGCCAAAGGUGCCGUCAAUGUUCCCACUCUUUGUGCUGGACGGCAGCAGCGCCGGUGGCCUCGUGACAAGCGUGCUGAACGUGAAGAUUGCGCCGCACGUGCUGGGCCUCGCCAUGCUGCACCACCUCUCGGUUACCUUCCUCCUGACGGAGUCGGCGCGUCGCAAGCAGAGUAGCCGGAAUCUGCUUGGCAAGACGAGCGUGUGCGACGUCAAGCUGCGCGGCAUUCCGCUGACGAAGGUAUGCCAGCAGCUGCGACUGCCGCUAUCCAUGAUCGUGUGUGAAAGCAACAAAGGCUCUAUCGAGAUGGCGUACGGGUGGUAUCACGUCUUUCUCCAGCAGCUGCAGAUCGACCAGGACGUGUGCAUCGGCCUCGUCCUACCCUCCCGUCGCGACGGCGCCGCGGAUGGGCAGCCGAACAUCACCGAUGAUCGCUUUGUGCAUCAUCUGCAGCUGAUGAUCGAGUCGAAGAGCGUGAUGCUCAUCAGCUUCGACAUGAACAUCGCCCUGAACGUGCGCAUCGAUUCUAGGAGCGAUCCGGCGCACUUUGCGAUUGUCAUCGGCGUGGAUGAGGAGCGCGGCGUUGUGCGGCUGGCUGACGUGAACGUGAAGCGGUUCCGCAAGACGUGGCACAUCCCGAUCUCGCGUCUGUACAACGCUGUCAUGGGCUACGGAUAUAUCGUUGCUUCCAGGAGCAGGAGGAUCAUCAAAGCCCUAGAGGGGAAGCACUUUCACGAGAACGCGCUGCAGUGCGCGCGCAACUUCCUACCCCCGCCAACCCCGGCGGCGUACCACCGGUUUGAGUACCCGCCCUGCCCGUAUCCGCUGACCGUGCUGGCCGAUGCCGUAGAACGAUUGGGGUUUGCGGGAACCAACGUGGAGCACUUUCUCAACUUCUGCGGCUUCCACAUCUCGUACUUCUUAUCACCGAAUAUGCCCCUCGAGGGGGCCGCGUUUGUGAUCCAGAACUACUCCCACUACGCCCUCGAUGACGCCGUGAGUGUGGCGACAACGCACUACGACUUCUACGAGGGGAACCUACCGCCUAAAGAGGAGGCCGCUGAGGCCGGCGGAACGCCCACAUACCCGGUGCGUUCAGAGGCGGACCUACUGGAGUCUAUCCAGUACGCCAUUGCCGAGCCUGACAAGCGCAAGCUGAUCGUCAGGUACGACGUGAAUGUUCUGCAGGCGGAUGAGACCGUGUGGAACGGUAACCAUGGCAACAGUUUCGCCUUUGUCGUGGACUAUGUGGCGUCGAAGAAGAUGGUAGUGCUCUCCGAUGCGAGCCCGUCCUCCUUCUACCGCUCUUUCGCCUGUCCCUUGGCGGUGCUGUUCAACGCCAUGUGCAGCUGGGACAGUGUCAGCCUCCGUGCGCACGGGACGAUUCUGUUGACAACGGAGGUGACGCAGGAGUCGAUGCACGAGGACACGAAGGGCUACGACAUGGCACACGCUCUCGUGCAUCACCCCUUCAAGCCCAUGUUUUCAGCGGUCUGCUCCUGCCUGGCUCUCGCGUCGACGGAGAUGAUGAUGAACAUCGAGAACCCCAGGCUUCUCAGCGACGCCCCGAUCAGCGUUGAGGAUGAGCAUAGGAAGUACAGGCGCGAGAACAACAUCUUUUCCACCGAGGACUUCCUUUACGCCCUGCCCUCCUUCAGCGUGUGCAGAUGGCGUACACAGGCGGUGGACAUCCAGGACGUCGGCAGCGUGGCCAACAGAGCGUUCGCGACGCUGAAGCUGCCGCUGCGCAUCGUGGAUGUGCUUCAGGAGCAGGGGCCCGACUCUAGGACCGACCCGAAAGCGCUGCUGCGCGCCUGCAACGGCAUCAGCGGCCUACAGACUAUCACCCUCGUCACCUACGAUGCGGGUGUGCUGCACGGCGCUCCAGGCUUAUCCGCGGGCCUCUUGAACCGUGUGCGCCUUUUCGACGACGAGAACAAGGAGGCGACGGUGCAGCCGACAGUGCCAGGUGCGCCGAGGAGAAGCGUGGGCUCCGUGCAGUUGCUGGAGGGUGAUCCGUGCCGCUGGGGUGCGUGCUUCGAGCGCUCUGCCGAGGAGCUGAUGCGCGCCAUCAAGGGUAUCUACCGUGUAGAGGAGGCCAUGCACGAGGACGCGGAUGGGUGA